UCCCCUUCCUGCACAGUGCAGUCCUGGGGUGGCACGGAGCUGGAGCAGUCCUCACUGCAGGGGGCCUGGAGCGGACAUGGAUCAAGAAACCGUGGGCAAUGUUGUCCUCCUGGCCAUCGUCACCCUCAUUAGCGUGAUCCAGAACGGGUUCUUCGCCCACAAGGUGGAACACGAAAGCAAGACUCAGAAUGGGCGGAGCUUCCAGAGGACGGGAACACUUGCCUUUGAGCGGGUCUACACUGCCAACCAAAACUGUGUAGACGCGUACCCCACUUUCCUUGUCAUGCUCUGGAGCGCCGGGCUACUCUGCAGCCAAGGAGGGAGGUUCGAGCGCAGGCUUUUUGUUGAAAAGACUUUGCCUGACCUCCAGCUCGGAUCUGGGAAGCUCCGGAGAGUUCCUGCCGCCUUUGCUGGGCUGAUGUACCUGUUCGUGAGGCAGAAGUACUUCGUGGGCUAUCUGGGAGAGAGAACGCAGAGCGUUGGGCCCACAAAGGAUGCUUUAACACCCCGCACUGCGCAUUCCUUGCAACUCCACACGCUCUGCUCCCACCCUUCAGAGUCUGGGGCUUGAAUGACUUUCUAUGUCGGGCUUCUCCAGGCCUCCGGUGAGUGAAACAUUUCAUUGUUUGCCCAGAGAAAUGAGAACUAAAGCUUGCACCUUGUGAUAAGUCCUCUUGAGUAACAGAUCUUCUGGGGACCGGCAGAAAGAAUGUUGAGAAAACAAGAUGCAAUAACACGCAAUGGAUGGAGACUGUGAAUAGAGUGACUGUUGCAUUGCUUCUACUUGUUGCCAGACAGAAAGCCCCAAAGCAGCAAUUAUACUUUCAUUACACCUGGAUUGAGAAAUCUGGAUUUUAGCAAAAUAAAUGAUACUUACAGAAGAAAUGUUCAAGUUAUAGUACGCCACCAGUUCCUUAGAGAUUAGAAUUCUUAAUGUGCCAGAAGGGCUCCGAGAGCCGGGAACAGGUUCCGGGAGGCUGCCGCCCAUACGCUGACCCCAGCCUUCCCCACCAUUUUUCUUCCUUGUCUAGUUUCACAUCCCUCUCUGUCUUUUACAAUAGCAUCCUCUCUAUUGGUUAAUGGGCUCUCCAUUUAGAUAGCAUCCUUCAGCGGUGACAAAGGCAGUGACAUCCCAGGAGGUUGACGGGUGAAAGCACUGCAUCUGGAGAACCUGGGGGCCUGGGAAGCUAAAUGACUUAUGGUGGUUCAAUGGAGGGCUGCGGCCAGGAGAAGAAUGACUCUUCUCACAGCAAUUCUUCCCCUGUGUUCAUCUCUUCUUCACUCCUCUCUGGUGGUGUUCUUAUUUAUCCUCCAAAACCACAAUUCCAUUACCUCUCGCAUCCUUAUCAACACUCUCCUAAUGAUAUUCUUUAUUCUCUUUCACCCUGGAAGACCUCUAUUCUGCCCUUCCCCGGGGAAUUGCCUGUUGUCGAGAGUUGAGGGGGGCGGAGUGUCUGUCUAUGAAAUAAGGGAGUUCUGUUCCCUUGGGUUGGCUUCCUAUGCAGCCCCGUCUACCUCCCCCAAAGUCUCAGGGAUUCGGCCCAGCCACUGUUCUUCUCUUCAUCUGUCACCACUUGCCUGAGAUCUCAAAAUUGCUUUAAUUCCAAGACGAUCUGCAGGGCAUGACAAAGCUUGUCCAUUUAUCCACAGGCUCUGUUCAUUUUAAAGAUAAUUACUACUAGAGAAUAAACAGAGGUGGCAAAAAUAAACAGUAGGAUAUAGACUUAAAAUCUUAAAAAUAUCACAUUUCUCUCGACCUCAUUGACAUGUCAAUGGCCUAACCUCUUAAAUCCCUCCCUGGGCUCCCCUAUGAGAUGUAGUAAGAAGUCCCAUGAGCCCCUUUACCCACUACCUGUGCUUGUUCCAGAUGCUGCUCACCUCUCCUGCAUCCACGGCCUUCAGUACUGUUCAGUCGUGGUGCUCUUUCCUGCCGAGACCAAAUGCAGCCUCACAAUACUUCGCACAGACUUCUGCACAGCUGUCCUCCAUAGAAAUGAUACCUGCUAGACGAAAUGGCCAAUCCUGAUCUAGACCAAGACAUGGCCCGGGGUAGAGGCGAGCCCAGGGGCUCUGCGGCUAGGUCCAGGGCAUUUUUCAGCUCUGCCUUUGGAAACUACUUGCUAAUACCCUCUUCCGUUGUGAACUCCCCUCUUUUGCGUGUCUCCCCUUUGUCCCUGGGCUGUGUCACAGUUGGAUUCUGCAGACGCCUUGGUGCCCUAAUGCCCAGGGAUCUGCUUUAGUCCUUGGCCUCACCAACUGAGGAAGAUACUGCCCGGUGAGAUCUUCCCCAGGAAUUUCUCCCUUGGGCUCAAGAUCAUCUUUGCUCCUCCCCAGAAGUUGCUUUAGCCCUGUCCAUUCAGAAGUUCCCGGGUCAUUUUUGGUCCAGAGGGUAGGUAGCACAUCCCUUGAUGUAUCCCCCCUUCUGAAGCUGGAAAAUAGUUUAAUAAUACCUCUCAGAAUGGUUUUGAGAAUUAAAUGAAGUCACAGAUAUAAAACGCCUGGUCCCUACAGAUGCUUAAUAGUUUAAUUCUGACCUUCCCUAUCCUAUUUAGAGAGAACUAUGUUCAACUUUUGAAAACAAUAAGAGAGAAGUCUUGAUUCUCAAAGUCUAAUUAGGCCCUGUGUGCACUGUCCAGGUCCCUCGCUCUUCCCUCUGGGCUCUCCCUCCUUUCAGGUUCUCUGUGGCUUUGCCUGAGCCUGGGGCAGGGCCUGUAUCCGUGCCCACCGUGCCCACCUCCCAGGGCCAUAGCCCAUCUCCAAGCUCAAGAGACUUACAGAUGCAUCUAAUGAAGUGCCCAGGCUGGGGCCCCCGUGCACACUUAGCCCUGCACGUGUGCUGAGUGACGGGCAUGUGCUGAGUUCUUGCCUCCCACGCCCUUUGCACCACCUGGAAAGAGCUAAAGCACCGUAGACCCAUCUCCUUUUGGGGCGACGUGCCUUGAGUCCUUUGGAAAAUCCUGCCCAAAUUCAAGAAUACCACUGUUUCCUCAGUAGGCACUGCCAUUUCAUUCUUCACUGCAGAUUUAUCUUGAGCACGUUCUGAAACAGCUUCACAGAUCGCUUUUUCUUGUUUCUGUAAUGAGCAUAUGGUGACCUCAUUCAUGUGAUAAAUCUGAGCCACCACAAUAUUUGACUUUUCACAAUUUAAUUUCUCUGAACCUUCUAUUCUCUGACUGAAAAAUAGACUCCUUUCUUUUCACUUCCUUACCAGCAUUAGCAGGUAACUCUCUGUAUGAGUCUGUAGGGCCACCAUAACAAAGUGCCACACGCUGGUGGGCUUAAACAACAGACAUUUAUUGUCUCAGUUCUGGAGGCCGGAAGUUCAAGAGCAAGGUA
Messenger RNA from Equus quagga, 3336 nucleotides. It is a transcript of the gene ALOX5AP, whose product is annotated as arachidonate 5-lipoxygenase activating protein. The transcript has 6 exons. Gene Ontology annotation, biological process: leukotriene biosynthetic process. The coding region runs from base 77 to 571 and encodes 164 amino acids. Gene Ontology annotation, molecular function: glutathione peroxidase activity; glutathione transferase activity; leukotriene-C4 synthase activity. The record is from RefSeq and is a predicted model, not a curated record. NCBI's taxonomy places the organism in Eukaryota, Metazoa, Chordata, Mammalia, Perissodactyla, Equidae. Gene Ontology annotation, cellular component: endoplasmic reticulum; membrane; nuclear envelope.